Rhinolophus ferrumequinum (greater horseshoe bat) is the source of this 2918-nucleotide messenger RNA. It is a transcript of the gene OGN, whose product is annotated as osteoglycin. The record is from RefSeq and is a predicted model, not a curated record. NCBI's taxonomy places the organism in Eukaryota, Metazoa, Chordata, Mammalia, Chiroptera, Rhinolophidae. The coding region runs from base 278 to 1186 and encodes 302 amino acids. The transcript has 7 exons. Gene Ontology annotation, molecular function: protein binding.
UUCUCUAGCACCACACACUGUAUUUCACCCCGAGAAAGAAUGUCGGCAAAGAUCCCACCACAUGGAAAUUGCUUCUAAACUGCUGGGCCCUGAAAUUCUGUUCUGCAGUCUGAAAUCACUCCACAGCUUUCCUCAUUCACCCUCCCACUUGGAUUUCUGCACAGGCAUGAACAUCUAUUGAGGAAAACCACAAAAAAACUUCAAAAUAGCUACAACGGGCAAAAAGAGUAUUAUCCCAGUCAGCAGGCCACUAGCUUAAUAACUUCCAGUCACCUUAAUGUUUGUUAAAAUGAAGACUCUGCAGUCCACACUUCUCCUGUUACUGUUUGUGCCUCUGAUAAAGCCAGCACCACCAACGCAGCAGGACUCACGUAUCAUCUAUGAUUAUGGGACAGAUAAUUUUGAAGAAACCUUAUUUACCCAGGAUUAUGAGGAUAAAUACCUGGAUGGAAAAAAUAUUAAGGAGAAAGAAACUAUGAUAAUACUUGACGAGAAAAGUCUUCAGUUACAAAAAGAUGAGAGUUUCACACCAUUACCCACCAAGAAAGAAAACGAUGAAAUGCCUACGUGCCUGUUGUGUGUGUGUUUAAGUGGCUCUGUAUACUGUGAAGAAGUCGACAUUGAUGUUGUCCCACCCUUGCCAAAGGAAUCAGCCUAUCUUUAUGCACGAUUCAACAAAAUUAAAAAGCUGACUGCCAAAGAUUUUGCAGAAAUACCUAACUUAAGAAGACUCGAUUUUACGGGAAAUUUGAUUGAGGACAUAGAAGACGGCACUUUUUCAAAACUUUCUCUUUUGGAAGAACUUACACUAGCUGAAAAUCAACUACUGAAACUUCCAGUUCUUCCUCCUAAGCUUACUUUAUUUAAUGCAAAGUACAACAAAAUCAAGAGUAGAGGGAUCAAAGCAAAUACAUUCAAAAAACUGAAUAAGCUAUCCUUCCUCUACUUGGACCACAAUGCGCUGGAAUCUGUGCCUCCGAAUUUACCAGAAAGCUUACGUGUAAUUCAUCUUCAGUUUAACAACAUAACUUCAAUUACAGAUGACACGUUCUGCAAGGCUAAUGACACCCGUUACAUUCGGGACCGCAUAGAAGAGAUACGUUUGGAGGGAAAUCCCAUCAUCCUGGGAAAGCACCCCAACAGUUUCAUCUGCUUAAAAAGAUUACCUGUAGGGUCGUACUUUUAACCACUGUCAAUGCAGCAUAUAAACUAAAGCACACAUGUACGUAUAAUCUGUCUCAAUAAUGGCUAAAGGAGCAUAAAUAUUUGUUUAAUAUUAACUUUGUAGCCCACUAUGAAGGAAUUUUAUGUUUUAAGCAAGGAUGUUCAAAAAGCUCACAUAUAACAAGUAAAAAGUAAGACUGAAUCUCUAAGUUCCAAACAAAGUAAUGUGAAAAAUAUUUAAACAACAUUACAAAAUCCUUGUUGUUUAUAGUAGAAUGCCAUUUAAAAGGUAUGUUUUUAUAUAAAUACUCAAAUUUAAGAAGCAUUAUUUCUAUUAGUAAAGAAGCAAGAGGAUAAGUCCAAGAAACUUUCAACUGUUUGUCUUAUUUGGCCUUUACUGGAUCCAGAAAGCAUUUAAGGCUAAUGUUCCAAAACCUUUGAAAAGAUAAAUAUUCCCAAUGAUCUCCCAUUUUUCUUUUAUGAUUCACACAUUGUUAAUUAUGAAAUAGAAACUCUGUUGUCUUUCUAUUAAGGCAGCUAUUAUAUUUUUAUUUAGCCUGAGAAAUAGAGCAUAGUCUCAUACCUAGGAAACACUUUCCAAAUAAAGCGCAAUUUUACUCUCUGAUAAAGAGCUAAUAUAGUAACGCUCAAACCUUUUCUGCUUUGUAGUCACACAGUUAAAGGCUUUAGUAAAAUAGUACAAAAUUUUCUUUUAUCUUAAUAUUAACAUUCUAAAUCUAGUAUAAAACAUUUUAUGAAGUCAAGCAGACCAAAAUCAGUAUGCAUAUUAAAAAAAAAAAAUCUGAAAGUAUAUCCCAUUUUUCAGAAAAUAGCCAUGAAGUUUUCUAUUGUAAAGCCUUGCAAACAUGAUAAAUACUGCAAAAUAUUUUCUUUUACACUAUAGGAAUGAGACUCUUAUUAAUAAAUUUGUCCGAAUAUAAGACAUGAAAACAAAAUAAAUUAUGUGGUUUAUUACACACUACCGUGCCACCAACCAAUACAGACCCAUGGUCAUACAGACUGUAUAUUAACAAAAAAGCUUCUGAGCCACAUCUUCUAAAGACCCAUAAUUAACUAUACAUUUAACGCUGUAUACAUAAUACAUGUAUUACAUAAUACAUUUAACGCUGAGAAAUCAUCUUUAAUCUAAUACUGAUGAUUUAUGAUAACACAAUGCUGUCAGAUUGAAGUUCCGAAAAUAACUUUCCACUUGCCCAAACCUCACUCAAAAGUCACAAUCUCCACAUGGCUUUGGGGUUACAAUACAACAUUAUCAGUGCUUUAGAAACAUGAGUUUGAGCUAUGUAUUUAACAGUUACCAACAUUGUUUCCAACAUAAAUUAUACAUUAGAAUCAAGUUGGUCUCUGUAUACUAUUCCCAGAACAAAUACUUAUUCCUAGUUUUAAGCAUUUGCCUGUUUUCCCUACCUAAAAUGACCAAUCUAUUUUCAAUUUUUCCCCAACUUGUCAAUUACCCCAAAAUGAAAUUUUUUCAUUAAAUGAUCUGUGAUCUCUUAAUGCCACAGUAAUUACCCCAUAACACUCAUUCACUUGUUUUGGUAACUGAUAAUCAUAAAUAUUAUACUGUUUUGUCAUUAAUUUAUAUGCAUGCCUCAUUUCUCUAUGACUGAAAGCUGAGUACACUGAACACAUUCAAUAUUCUCUUUACACUUUCAAAGUGCUUAGCAUAAGAGUGAGCACAUUUGAUUUUAAUAUAAAACAAAUAGUGCAAAAUAAAAUCCAUUCAAACAGAA